Malaya genurostris is the source of this 1151-nucleotide messenger RNA. RefSeq lists its product as uncharacterized. Lineage: Eukaryota; Metazoa; Arthropoda; Insecta; Diptera; Culicidae. Bases 57 to 1151 code for a protein of 364 amino acids. The transcript has a single exon. The record is from RefSeq and is a predicted model, not a curated record.
CUGAAUUCCAUGGAAACAUUGAACAUUGGUCGAACUUCCACGAUGUUUUCGAUUCAAUGAUUCAUAGGAAUCCAACUUUGCCAAAUAUCCAAAAGUUACAUUACCUUCGCGCUUCACUCAAAGGUGAUGCAGCUCGUAUAAUACAAUCCAUUCAAACAUCGGGCAACAACUACCCGAUUGCAUGGAAACUAGUUACUGAUCGUUUUGAUAACACAAACCUACUCGUCAGACAACAUGUGUCGGCGUUGUUCAGGAUACCCGCUGUUCGGAAAGAAUCAGCGUCCGGUCUGUCAGAUCUUGUUGAUAAUUUCGAAAAACACAUCAAAAUUUUGGCUACUCUUGAAGACGAGAAGGAUCACUGGAACUCAGUUCUAGUGGAACUUUUAAGCAGUCGUUUGGACCCAAGCUCUCAGCGAGAAUGGGAAUCCGAAUGCUCGGAUGCAGAAAGGCCACAGUACACAAAUCUCGUUGACUUCAUCAACAAGCGCGGACGAAUGCUGCAGUCGCUCAAGCUCUCCCACUCUCAAAACUCAAUUGUCGCCGUGGAUGUAAGGCAGCCGAGAGCUCGCACCAUUUCGAAUGUCGCCACUUCGGACCACGUCGUCAAAUGUGUGGCUUGCAAACAUGCUCAUCUGCUGUUUCAGUGCGAUGUCUUUCGUGGAAUGUCCCCUCAACAACGUUUCGAACUAGUGAAAAAACACGGGAUCUGCAUCAAUUGCCUGAAAGGGCAACAUUUCGCCACAAAUUGCACCGGAGGCGUAUGCAAGUAUUGCAAUCAAAAGCACCACACGCUUCUUCAUCUCGGUCCAGCCCCGUCGCACGCAGCAACGUUCGCGUCUGGUCAAAGACUGAAUCACACUGGAACUCACUACAUUGCCCCUACUAGUAAUGAGUCAGGUCAAGCCCGAUACGCUCAAUCGCAUUCUUCCCCCGUAUCGCUACAAACGUUUUCGUUGAACUCGUCUUCGUCAUCGCCGUCGUCGGUUGUUGCGCCUUCCCAGUCGUCGGCACACGACAAUUUCGCAUCAUUUCCACCUACUCAAACCUGCCAGACAGUUGUUCCUUCUUCUGUCUAUUCAGAAUCCACUGUUUUUCUGCCGGAAAAUCAUCAAACUCCAAGAUGUACAUGGAUCAUUCCAUUUUUCCCGUGA